AACCGACUUGUUUUCUCACCAAUCAGCAACCGCUACCCAGAAUUCGAAAGUUAACAGUAGCUUAAUGCAGUUGUGACUUUAUGAUAAUUAUUUGGGAAAUAUAGAUGUUUUAAUACUUUUUUAGUCAACGGGGUUGAACGGUGGAGCCAUGGCGAGGGAACGAGGGCAGAAGAAGUCUUUCCGGCAAAGUCUUGAUGACAUAAAGGAGAAGAUGAUUGAGAAGAGAAACAAGCGCCUGAACAACACGUCUGCGACUAACAGAGGACGGUCCAGAAGGAUCAGCACAACCAGUGCAGGCAGCGUACAGCCGAUGGUCCUCAAGAACGUACAGGUCAAUAACAAGGCCCUUGCGCUGGCCCUGCAGGCGGAGAAGGAGAAGGUGAGGCAGGCCAAUGGUGUCAUCCUGCAGAUGAAGAGGGAGCAGCAGGCCCUUUUUCUCCACCUCCUCCUGCUCAAGAGGAUGCUCAAAGACCAGGAGGCGCAGGCUAGGAACUUGCAGACUAGACCUGCACAACUUCUCACCGAACCACCAAAGCCAGCUGACUCUUCAUGGAUAAUUCACAGUGGUUCUGCUUUGGAAGACGCUAGGAUGGUAGAUGAAGUGCCAGUCUCACCAAUCCGCUCAGACCCUCAGUUUCCUGAAGGGGCAGGACAAGGCAAGAGUGGGGCGCAGGUGGGGUUGCCACGGACUGUGAGCGUGAGAUGUCGCAGGAGGGAGGGCAGUAGGAGGCUAUCUGAGCAUGUGCAGGUAGGGAACCGUUCCUCAUUUUGUGAGCCGAACCCCUGCGCACCUCCAGGGCUCCUACAGGAAGAGUCUGAGGUCCUUGCAGAGCAGUCGGUUCUGAACAACAAGAUUGACCUGAACCACAAACAGGAAGUGAAGGCAGAGAGAGACAAUCCAUUUGGCUCAGAGGACUUAAAGCAGCGAUCCGCACCGGGGCCCCUGGUAAAACCAGCCGGUCAACAGCAGCGACCCCGGACCAAACUAAAACAGGCCCAACCACAGCGCCCCGAACCGGCUGCACGCAAGGCAGAGAGGGGCCGCAAGCCAGACCGCCCCCCUUUGAAAAAGCCCUGGGAGAACUCUAAACCCAGAGCCCGGUCCAAGAGUCGAGACCGCUCGGCUACACGGUCCAGAGUUAAGGUGGGACCCACUGCCCCCCUCAACACAUCCCUCAACACAUCUCAGGGAUUCAACGACACCUUUGAUUUUGACUGUGAGGACGGAGUGCACCUAACACCAUUCAAGGGUGGUGGCACCAAGGAAGUCCCCCAGGCCGCGCCCACAUGUGAGGAGGAAGUGGAGAAGGGAGAGACCACGGAGUCUAGUUCGUCUUCUGAGUCGGAAGUCAGCCCGUACGUUCCUCAGAAAAGAAAGCGAUUGAGCUCCCGGGAACAGGCCCAGCCUGCCGUCACUCGCGGGGGCCGAGGGAAGAUCUCCAAAGCAGCUAUAGACAAGGAGAACAACCCCCCACCCAAAUCCGGGUCAUCGUGUGGAACCAAAAUGGAGGUCAGUCGAGCCCUGCCAGUCCCGGAGAAACCACUCAAAGACCGUCAACCACAAAAAGGACGGAGGCCGAGCUCAGUGCGGAAACAGUCGUUGUCUUUAGUUUCCACGGAGGCCAGCUUUGCUGCGUCAGAAGGUAGCCCUUAUGUUGUACAAAGCUGUGACUUGCGACGGACACACACCCCCCCAGAGCAGGCCAAGCCUGCCCUCACCUGUAAGGGACAGCUUUCUGAAUCAGCCGAGAGCAGCACCCCACCAAAACCCCAGUUGUCAUUGGAUCAGGUCAGCGAUGAAGAGGAGCCUCCAGUCACUCCGGGAAUGGAAGUGGAGAUGAUGAGGAUCGACAACGUCCUGUCUGGUUUCAGGGACUCUCCCUAUGAGACACCUGGGUUACCAACCAGUAGUACGCCCCAGAAAUUGAUCCCCAAAGCAGGCAAGAGGACCGGUGGGCUUGGUGUCAGGGCUGGGCGGGGCUUCAGUCUGACUGAUGUGACCAAUCUUACCCCUGCAGCCUAUCGAACGUUCUCUUCUAAGAGCUCCCGAAUUUCAGACCGAUGCUCCAAUCCAGUCGCGACCCGGAAGAGGCGGUCCACGACGGCGGUGGACUACAAAGAACCAUCGCUUCACGCGAAACUGAGGCGUGGAGACAAGUUCACAGAUACCAAGUUCCUCUCUUCGCCCAUUUUUAAGCAGAAACCCAGGAAGUCCAUGAAGAGAGCACUGUCUUUGGAGAAAUAUAACGAGUCUUUUGUCGGAUGUCACUAACUUGUCUUACAUCUCCAAGCAUGUAACACAAUUUUUACCCUUUCAGAGUUUGACUGUUUUUGUUU
This is a messenger RNA of Esox lucius (northern pike), 2337 nucleotides long. RefSeq names its product shugoshin 1 (gene sgo1). The record is from RefSeq and is a predicted model, not a curated record. Lineage: Eukaryota; Metazoa; Chordata; Actinopteri; Esociformes; Esocidae. The coding region runs from base 149 to 2272 and encodes 707 amino acids. The transcript has 10 exons. Gene Ontology annotation, biological process: meiotic chromosome segregation. Gene Ontology annotation, cellular component: nucleus; chromosome, centromeric region.